AUGGAAACUGACGGUUUAAAGCCUGAUGAAGAGGAAAUACAGGAGCUCAAGUCUAAAAUCAAACUCCAAGGCGAAAAGAUUCGGGCAUUAAAAUUACUAAAGACUGACCAAAAGACUGUAGAAACCGAAGUUGCCACCCUUCUGGAUUUAAAAAAACAAUUAGCUUCUUUAAUUGGCGAAGACAAUUCCGAAAAUUUCUCGGGACGUUCACGUAAAAGAUCCCCAGUAUCAUCUAAAAGUUUGACAGAAUGCAUUUACUCUGUCGUGUUAUAUAUUGGUACUCGUGAUUAUAAUGAAAAAGAGAUGGCAAUUCGUGAAAAUAUUUUUUCUACAAUUAUCUCCAUCUUCAAGAAACAUGGGGCUGUCACUAUUGAUACUCCCGUUUUUGAAUUAAAAGAAAUUUUGUCUGGAAAAUAUGGUGAAGACAGUAAAUUGAUCUUCGAUCUUGAAGAUCAAGGUGGUGAAAAGUGUUCUCUACGAUAUGAUUUAACUGUCCCCUUUGCCCGAUUCUUAGCUAUGAAUGGUUCUCAAUAUCAAAAUAUUAAAAGAUACCAAAUUGCAAAGGUUUACAGAAGAGAUCAACCUGCCAUGACAAAAGGCCGUAUGCGAGAAUUUUAUCAAUGUGAUUUUGACAUAGCUGGUGUUUAUGAUCCAAUGAUUGCUGAUUCAGAAGUUGUGAAAAUCAUGUGCGAAUGUUUAACAGCUCUCGAUAUUGGUAGAUACACUGUUAAGAUAAAUCACCGUAAAAUAUUGGAUGGUAUUUUUCAAGUAUGCGGGGUUCCAGACUCAAUUAUCAGGCCUAUAUCUUCUGCUGUAGAUAAAUUAGAUAAGUUACCAUGGGAGGAUGUCAAAAAGGAAAUGACAGAAGAGAAAGGAUUAGAUCCUAAAAUCGCUGAUUGCAUAGGAGAAUAUGUUAAACUAAAAGGCAAUAAAGAGCUUUUGGAUAAAUUGUUCCUAGACCAAUUAUUAGUUUCCAAUAAGAAUGCUAAAGUUGGGUUAGAUGACAUGGUCCUUCUUUUUAAGUAUUUAGAAAUAUUCGGCGUAUUAGAUAAGAUUUCUUUUGAUCUUAGCCUCGCUAGAGGACUAGAUUAUUAUACUGGCAUUAUUUAUGAAGCUGUAACUGAACAAUCUGGACCACCAAAGAGCGAAGAUGGAAGGCAAAUUAUUCGGAAGAUUAAAAAAGAUUCAGAUGAGCUUGACGAAACAACAGUUGGUGUGGGUUCUAUUGCCGCCGGUGGUCGUUAUGAUAACCUUGUAGGUGUGGAAAGAGUUUUCUCUAUUUUGCUGCAAAAAGUUGCGCUCGAGCAAGUCAAGGCAAACGAAGUUGAGGUUUAUGUAAUGGCUGUUGCUGACGGAUUAUUGGAAGAUAGAAUGAAGAUAUGUGCUGAACUAUGGGAUGCUGGAAUUAAGGCCGAAUUUAUGUACAAAAACAAGCCAAAAUUACAACCUCAAUUUUCAGUAUGUGAUCGUGAUCAGAUUCCCUUUGCUGUCAUUAUUGGUCGAGAUGAAUUAAGCCGUGGUGAAGUUAGGAUUAAAGAUAUGAGAUCUAAAGAACAAGGAGAAGGUGGUGGUUCUUCCAUAAAACGCAGUGAUAUGAUAGUUGAAUUAAAUAAAAGACUAGGAAAGGC
Molecule: messenger RNA, 1628 nt
Organism: Scutellospora calospora
Lineage: Eukaryota; Fungi; Glomeromycota; Glomeromycetes; Diversisporales; Gigasporaceae
Source: the annotation of a GenBank genome assembly